AUGCAGUAUGUCUUCAUUUGGCAGCUUAACUGCCCCAUAAUGCAAAAGCAGGCAGUGCAUUGCGAGCCACGUCUGCACAAACGAAACCGCCAUUCGGCAGCCUGGUGUGUAUUUCACGCUCGUGGGAAGUGCACCCGCGGCAACAAUUGCUCCUUUGCUCACUCUGCGGAAGAGCUUCGGCAGCUUCCAGACCUGAGAAAAACAAAGCUCUGCAACGCAUUUCUGGGAGGACAGUGCAGCAAUAAUAACUGUUCGUAUGCCCACGGUCUGCAGGAGUUGAGGGACUUUCCGGGGAAAAAAGGCCUGUGCCGACUUUACAGGGAAGGCAAAUGCCUGCACGGUUCAAGUUGCAAGUAUGCACACGCCCUUGGGGAGCUUGAGGUCGGGUACGUCUUUGCUCAGCCAUUGCACGAGCAGCCUCAGAAGCAACAACAGUUCAUGAUGCCUACCCGCGAACAGCAGCAGCAGCAGCAGCAUCAACCGUUGCAGCCUCUCCUUCACGAAAAUAGCUUGCCGCAGGAUUUGUUAUUGCUACAACAACUGGCUAUGCAGCAAGCUCAGGGCAAACUUUCUCGGCAGCAGCCGCAAAACCAACAACACUUGGUGGAACACCAGCAGUUGCUGAUGAUGCUAGAGGGUGGAGCUGCGGGGAAGGCUGUCAUGUCACAAGACCAACAAAGGACCCAGGUGUUCCACCGUCCGCAGCUGCAACAACAAAAUCAACAAGCUCUGAAACGCCAGAUAGAGGAUCUGCAGCAGCGUUGUUUUGCCUCUGAGAUGCAAUCUCAGCAGCAUUCACAGCAGCAGCAGGAAAGCGUACCUCAACUUCAGACAGGUUUGACCCAUGGGCAUUUGCCACAGCAGCAGAAUGAGCACAAGGAUCAGCUGCUACAACAAGAAGCGGGGGCGGCUGCUCGUUCCCCAGGGUCCCUCCAAUUCCGCCUACCCACGUCAAAAGUGCCGGCACUAUCUCUGCGAGCCCUAGCGACAAAACAGCAACAGCAACAGUAUCAACGGCAGGAAGCUGAGGGGCAACUCCUGCAGCAGCUGCAGUCUACUGAAUCUUGGAAUGAAGCGCCCGCCAUCAUGCAGAUACCGUCUAAUGAGGCGGAAUCUGCGAAGCAGCAGCAGCAACAGCAGAAGCAGACUGAGCUCGAAGAAAUGGUCUCACGGCAGCAGUUAAUACAACAGAGGCUGCUCCUACAGCAGCAACGCAUGCCUCCCAGUAGUCAGCAAGCUUUUGCCGAGGCGGUUUUGCAGCAGGGGUGGCAGCGCCCAGCAGCAGGCACUGUUGAGGAAGCGGCCGCUGCAACAACAGCCACGGCUCCAAGCUACGCCUAUAGGGAGCUAAACCCGUGGGGCCAAGCGGUCUCUCGUAGCACAGCCAGCACUGCCACAGGGGACGACUGCUACUCUUUCGCGUCCCUCGCUGCGGCUGCUGCUGUACGCAAAGUGGAACAAGGCCUCAGGCCACCCUCUCCUGAAGGCCUUCAGCGGCAGCAGCAGCCACUGCAACAACCGCAAAUGGCGGAACAGCUGCAGCAGCAGUCGUUAUCCCGGCAAGGUCGAGAGUUGCUGCAGGCCGUCGAAUUGCUUCGACAUCAGCAGAAGCAGCAUCAGGAUGAACAGCUUCAACAGAACGAAGCCCCUUGGACACUCCACCUUGAAAGGCCAAACACAGAAGCAGCGCCUGUUGUAUCGCCCUUCGGAAAUUACAGCCUUAGGGAAAUGCAAAGCCGAAUGGCUGCAAUGACACUGCAGCCGCACCAACAGCAGGCAGAGCAGCAGCGCCAGCAACAACCGCUCAGCCAGCACCGACAGCUAGAAGGCCUUCUGGCCCAACUGGCGCGGGACCAAACGGAAGGCAUCGGUGCGCUUUCGAAGAAGGAGAGCCUCUGCGGGGUGGAUGCUCAGCAUCAACAGAAACUGCAACAGCAACAGAGAGAGCAGCAGCACGUUCCUAAGCUGCAGCUCCCUAACGGAAUAACUGGGUCAGCUCCUGCUUCUUACAGAAUAGCGAAGAGCCCGCUUCACCGACCUAAGGGAGAAGACACCCCCAACAUUCAGCAAAGCGCAAGUCAUCCCACAACCGCAACACAACAGCAGUAG
Molecule: messenger RNA, 2109 nt
Organism: Eimeria acervulina
Lineage: Eukaryota; Apicomplexa; Conoidasida; Eucoccidiorida; Eimeriidae
Product: zinc finger (CCCH type) protein, putative
Exons: 4
Coding region: 1-2109 (702 amino acids)
Molecular function (GO): mRNA binding; metal ion binding
Source: RefSeq, a predicted model, not a curated record